This is a messenger RNA of Juglans regia (Persian walnut), 1509 nucleotides long. RefSeq names its product CLPTM1-like membrane protein cnrB. Gene Ontology annotation, cellular component: endomembrane system; membrane. Bases 16 to 1182 code for a protein of 388 amino acids. The record is from RefSeq and is a predicted model, not a curated record. The transcript is spliced from 7 exons. Lineage: Eukaryota; Viridiplantae; Streptophyta; Magnoliopsida; Fagales; Juglandaceae.
UCUCUUUUCAAUUGUAUGAGCCUCUUUGUCACUGAAAUUGCUUAUGCCUUCUCCCCAACCCCCUCUCUCUCUUUUGCCUGCAGAUACCCGCAUAAUGCUGCACCUCCAAAUGUUGCGCCUUAUUUGAAUGUUGAGCCUAGUACAGGGGACUACUAUCCUACCAUCUUCUUCAAUGAGUUUUGGUUACUCAAAGAUAAGUUGAUACCAUUGAAUGAGACAGUGACAGAAUUGCCACUAAACCUGGAGGUGGGUCCCAUAAGCAUGACCAAGUGGCAAAUAUUCCUGCAGAUUGACCAAUCUUUCCAGAUUCACCGUAGUUACGGAAGCAUGCUUGAAGGCGAGGCUGAUGAGUUGAAGAGGGUGUUCUUGGAAGGAAAUCCAUACCUCCUGGCAAUCACAAUGGUUGUUUCCAUGCUUCAUUCAGUGUUCGACUUCUUGGCAUUUAAGAAUGACAUCCAAUUUUGGAACAAAAAUAAGUCUAUGGAAGGACUGUCUGCAAAGUCUGUUAUAGUGAGCUUUCUGUGUCAGCUCAUUGUUUUCCUCUAUCUACUUGAUAAUGAUACCUCAUGGAUGAUUCUGGCAAGUUCUGGAAUUGGUUGCUGCAUUGAGUUUUGGAAAAUCGGAAAGGCCAUGCACAUAGAGAUUGAUAGAAGUGGGAGAAUACCCAUGCUAAGGUUCCGGGAUCGUGAGUCCUAUGCAGGGAAUAAGACAAAGGAAUAUGAUGAUAUGGCAAUGAAGUAUUUGUCCUAUGUACUGUUCCUCCUUGUUGCAUGCUCAUCUGUAUACUCGCUCAUGUAUGAGCGCCACAAGAGCUGGUAUUCUUGGAUUCUAUCUUCGCUGACAAGCUGUGUGUACAUGUUUGGUUUCAUAAUGAUGUGCCCUCAAUUGUUCAUAAAUUACAAGCUGCAGUCUGUGGCUCAUCUACCCUGGAGGCAGAUGACAUACAAAUUCCUUAACACCAUCAUUGAUGAUCUCUUUGCCUUUGUCAUAAAAAUGCCAACACUGCAUCGGCUGUCUGUCUUUCGUGAUGAUAUUAUAUUUCUGAUCUAUGUGUACCAGAGGUGGAUAUAUCCAGUGGACAAGAAACGUGUCAAUGAAUUCGGUUUUGGUGGCGAUGAUGAUCAGGUCACUGAUGGUGCAGAGGUGGCUGCCACAAAUGAAGAUGAGAAGAAAACCAACUGAAACGGUUUUCAAACUUUCAAUUGAAACCAUAUUACAGCGCAUAACUGUAAUAUUUAGUUAGGAUAAUAGAUUAUCUUCUUUUUGUUUGUUUGUUUUGUUUUGUUUUACCGUUUUCAUCAGAAUGUUGUUUCAGAAAAAAAGGCUCUUCCGGAUGGGUCUUUUGGGCCCAGGAGGGUGGUUUUGAUAUUUUCGUGUUUGUUCCUUCCUUUUUUAUUAUUAUUUACUCCAUUAAUUAUGCAACGUUUUUUUUGGUAAACAUGCGCCUUUGUAGUAUAUCUUAACCAUCAUUUUCAAACUGUUGUAACUCAAUUAUCACAGUUGAUGUCA